UUUCAGACCAUCAAACUUUCCACUGUGGAACCGCGAUUCAUAAAGAACCCGUAUACAGAGUACUAUGGCUUCUUCAUAGAGAAAUCACGAAAUGGACGAGGCACAGGGAAGGUGAUUCGGGUUAAGCAUCUGCCGCAGCAAAAAUUCAUCAAAGCGACUUUACUAGUCUACAGCUACACAGGUACACCGCCUGCCGAUGGCACUUACGUUGUACUGCAGUUUAUACAGUCUGAAAAGUACUUGUAUCGCAACGAAAAUGGUGAACUGCGGCUGAAGAAAGAUGGCUUUCAUCCGGAAAGUGCCGUGGGCAUCACGACAGCUGCCGACCCACGAGUGUUCCUGAUCAAAUCGGGGAAACAUUCGCGGGACUUCGUGAUCAAAUGGCAAGGCUCCGCCGAUCACACCAUCACCCUGCUUCCACAAAGCGCGAAACCCGUCGAACUCCAGCCCAUUGGAGUAAAUGGACCAUCGGAUGGGCAGCUGUUCAAACUUGAAUUGCCGAUACUUCGCACGGUGGUAAAAUCUGGGCUGUAAAGUUCCCACAUCCGGCUACAGGGAGACAGCUUAGGAACAGCAACACGUUCACUCUGCCCAAAGCGAGGACCCUGCGCCUGAAACAGUCCUUCAUUCACUGCGCAGU
Molecule: messenger RNA, 640 nt
Organism: Branchiostoma belcheri (Belcher's lancelet)
Lineage: Eukaryota; Metazoa; Chordata; Leptocardii; Amphioxiformes; Branchiostomatidae
Exons: 4
Source: RefSeq, a predicted model, not a curated record